Ornithodoros turicata is the source of this 1747-nucleotide messenger RNA. RefSeq names its product venom metalloproteinase antarease TserMP_A-like. Gene Ontology annotation, molecular function: metalloendopeptidase activity. Lineage: Eukaryota; Metazoa; Arthropoda; Arachnida; Ixodida; Argasidae. The transcript has 14 exons. Gene Ontology annotation, biological process: proteolysis. The coding region runs from base 112 to 1584 and encodes 490 amino acids. The record is from RefSeq and is a predicted model, not a curated record.
UAUCAAAUAAACGCGCGUUGUGAGGAACCAUCACACGCAGUCUCUCGGUUGUGGCUUGACAAGGUGUACGACGUUAGUGUGGGCAACGAGGAAAGAGACCAAGUCAGCACAAUGCGCUUCACUCUUAUUAGUGUUUUUGCUACUGUGCGUCUUCUGUCACAAUGCGCUUGUACCUGCACUGGCAAAGAGCCUCCGACGGUAUUCUACCCAGUGUUGCUGGCAGGCAGAUCCGUCGAUGGAGCCAAAUCGGUCUACAUCGACGACCAGCUGACCCUGAACCUGGAAAAGACAUCUAUAUUGUCCAAGCCAUUUACGGUUAGAAUACACGAAGGAAAGGUGCCAAGGGACUCAGUCGUUGAUAUACGGGAUAUCGAAGACAACCUCUAUCACGACCCUAAUAAGCUGUCGGCUGUUAUAAUGAGAGAGCGAGACACUGGGAUUGAAAUGGAAGGAAUAAUAAACAAAAGUCAUCGGAUUCAACCCUCGAUCACGAGUGCCCGAUCAGCUGAUGGACAACUCGCCCAUGAAAUGCAUUGUACUGAAGAAGGAGGGCACGACUACGACAAAGAUACAGCAACCGAACUUCGUCCAGAAUGGAGAAGUCUGCCAAUAAAAGCUCGUGAGGAGAGCCAGCUUCAGUUUCCAUCUGCAAUCUACCCGAGCAUGUACGUUGUGUCUGACUACCACCACUCGGGGAAUGUGACGCUAGUGCAACUCCUUCGCUACAUUGCUAUCUUCUAUGCAAGCGUAAACCUGAGAUUGAAGGACCUGUAUGACCCGGCGGUUCAUUUCAACAUCAGAGGGAUAACCAAACUUCAGGAACGACAAACGGAUAUUCUGUCAGAAACCGUUAGAGACGGUCAAACCUACAUGCACAAUGAAGAGACGUUGGUGAGAUUCCGGUACCACUACAUAACAAAAAGUACCGAAGACAUUGCAGUCUUAAUGACGGGAUUGGAUAUGGCCUCUUUUCCAAUGAACGGCGAAUGGACUGCGAACGUAGCCGGACUUGGUUAUUUGGGAGGACUUUGCCGGGCGGGCUACAGCUUCGCCCUCGCAGAAGACACGGCACUCAGCUACAUCGGCAUUCACACUGUUGCACACGAACUGGGCCACUUACUGGGAGCACCACAUGACGGAGAGAAUAAUGCCAGGUCCUGUAAGUUCUCCGAUGGCUACAUUAUGGGCUACAACAACAAAAGCGUCAACCAUUACACCUUUUCUGUGUGCAGUCAAGACACUAUAAGGGCACAUCUCAAGUCUGCAAAUAAACCUUGUGUGGCAGCGAUGGCUACCCCUGGAUACAACGCCCCGAAAGGACUUCCCGGUAAAAAUAUCAAUUUGGACAAGUACUGCAACAUGGUCGAUAAGAAAAUGACAUUCGGCCGCUUGACUGUCGGCGAGGGAUCACGCUGCAACAUGAGGUGCUGCAGAACUAUCUUGAACGGCACUGUAUGGGAUUGUUUCAUUACAAGUGCUCUAGAUGGAUCUACAUGCGAUGCUGCCAAAGGACAUGUUUGCAUUAAUGGCAUAUGCGGCAAAGAAGAGGACCUAGUCAAGCCUAAACGUCAUGGAGGAGCUUAGGACAAACUUGUAGGCGAAAACUGCAAGACGUCUGAACCUCUUAGGAGAGAUGUGUCCCAUGGAGCUUCGAAGUACAUUGCUUCAAUAUUUCACCAUUAGCCAUAUGGAACCGUGAUGUAUCAGUUAACAGUUUAUCGAGACCUAAUAAAAUAAAAUAAUAACA